Lycium ferocissimum is the source of this 1181-nucleotide messenger RNA. RefSeq names its product NDR1/HIN1-like protein 6. The transcript has 2 exons. The coding region runs from base 35 to 859 and encodes 274 amino acids. NCBI's taxonomy places the organism in Eukaryota, Viridiplantae, Streptophyta, Magnoliopsida, Solanales, Solanaceae. Gene Ontology annotation, cellular component: plasma membrane. The record is from RefSeq and is a predicted model, not a curated record.
AAAUCUAAAUCUAAGCUAAAUUCACUCUCCAAAAAUGGCUGAUAGAGUUCACCCUUCAGCCAAGCCCAACAAUGGCAUUACCACCACUGCUCCUACCACCAAUCCCACAACUACCACCACAAAACCACUACAAUUUCCACCAGCAAAAAGCCAAACAUACAAUCCAAACCGCAUUCCUUACAGACCAACACCAACCGCAUACCACCGACACAACCGCAAACAUUGCAGUUGCCGUCGAUGUUUUUGCUACUGUUGUUUUUGGUCUCUUCUCAUCAUUUCCACUAUCCUUCUCCUAGCCGCAAUUUCCGGCGCGUGUUUCUACUUGCUCUUCCGUCCUAAACCACCCUCAUUCUCCGUUUCCUCCGUUAAAAUCACACAAUUCAAACUCGGUACUAGCUCUGAUGAUACCACGCGCCUCACCGCGAAGGUCAACAUCACGCUCUCGACGAAAAAUCCGAAUAAAAAGCUGAUUUACAACUACGACGCCGUUUCCUUGACAGUGGUGUCAAAUUCAGUCGUACUAGCCAAUGGAUCGUUCACAGGAUUCAACAAUGGUCCAAAUAAUAUUACAAUUAUUCAUUCAACUUUAUCAAUGGCGUCUCAAGUGCUUGAUGCGGAUUCAGUUUCAUCUUUGAAAUCAGAUAUGAAGAGAAAAAAUGGAUUACCAUUGAAGAUCUUGUUGGAUACAAUGGUGGUAGCAAAAAUGAAUAAAUUGAAGAGUAAAAAAGUGGGAAUCAGAGUUACUUGUGAAGGAAUACAUGGAAAAAUACCCACUGGAAAAACUCCUGUGGUGGCUUCAAUCAAGAAUGCUAAAUGUAAGGCUGAUUUAAGAAUGAAGAUCUUAAAAUGGACCUUUUAAUUUAUUUAUUUUUAACCAAAUAUCUAUGGCGUUUCCACACUUCCUCUUCAAGUCAUAGUGUGACUUGAACCUGAACCUGAACCUGGACGUACCGACCCUGGGUAGAGUUGAUUUACCAACUGAGCAACCCUCACUUGUGGAAUCGACCUUUUGAUUCAUUUUAUACUUUUAUAUUUUUGGUUGUUUUUAUUUUUAUUGUUUGCUUGAAUUUUGCAAUUUAUUCAGUGUUGUAUUAUAUUAGUAGAGACAAGGCAAAUGGAAGGAGAAUAUUUAUUGUAUCUAGAAUGUUUAUGAAUAUAGAGUUUGAUAUAUUUAUUCCAAA